This is a messenger RNA of Cyprinodon tularosa, 1418 nucleotides long. RefSeq names its product synaptonemal complex protein 3 (gene sycp3). Bases 234 to 953 code for a protein of 239 amino acids. The transcript is spliced from 8 exons. Gene Ontology annotation, cellular component: synaptonemal complex. Lineage: Eukaryota; Metazoa; Chordata; Actinopteri; Cyprinodontiformes; Cyprinodontidae. The record is from RefSeq and is a predicted model, not a curated record. Gene Ontology annotation, biological process: meiotic cell cycle; spermatid development.
UUUGAGCGGGAAACGGUGGAGUUGAAGCUGGUUAAUCACCUUGCUAAGUGUAGGUUAAUUUAUUUAAACAAGCGAGCGUAAGGAAACCGUCUUAAUUAACCUUGUAAUUAGAGCCCCGUUUAAAUCUUUACUCGAAGGCAUUUUGUAUGCCUAUUUGGAGCUUUUAUUAGCCUGGGUUAACAUUAGUUUUCGUGAAACAAUUCGGAAUUUUUCCACUCUCCGAAAUUUUCAAAAUGGCGACAGCAAGAAGGCAGCUGAAUAAAAAGCGAAUGGACGAUAAAACGGAGAAAAAUGCUUAUGAUUUUACCCCAGAAGAUGAAAAAAAGGAGUUGAGCGGGUCAGACGAUGAUGUGAGAGAAGAUGAAACUCCGAUUGUUGACAAGCUGACAAAGAAGAGGCCUGCAUCCAAUUUCGAUGAGGAGGCGACAGCGUGUGGCAUGGGAAAUGAAGUCCAGUCUAUGUUGGAGAAAUUUGGCGCUGAUAUAAAUAAAGUUAUGCACGCCAAGAAGAAACGCCUGGAGUGUUUGACAAAGAACUACAUGAAGGGAAGCCAGCACAAACUAGAGCAGCUUUGGACCAGCUACCAUGGACAGAGGAAGAAGACGACUCAGCAGUACCAGCAGCAGGUCUCCUGUGCACUGCAGCAGUGGGAGGCUGAGGCUCAGCGAGCUGAGGAGCAGGAGGAGAAGCUCAAUAAUUUGUUCCGGCAGCAGCUGAAAAUCCUGCAGCAGGCCCGAGCUGUGCAGAACCAGAAGCUGAAAGCUGUCAGAGAGCUGUACGAGCGGUUUCUGCAGAACAUGGAGGAGGUGGAGAAGAGCCACGAGAUGUUUCUGCAGGGAACGCAGCAGGAGCUGAGGAAGGAGAUGGCCACCCUGCAGAAGAAGAUUCUCAUGGACACACAGCAGCAGGAAAUGGCCACGGUCCGCAAGUCUCUGCAGUCCAUGCUUUUCUGAUCUGCUGUCAUCACCAUGACAGUUCUCUUGUUUUGGAUGUUAUUGCUGCAACUUUAUUCGUUCUUACAGUAGCAGUUAAAAUUCACUUCUCAACUUUAGUUUUUGUUUGGAAAAUAGGAAAAUAGAUAUUUAAGGUCUGUUCCAGCUCUGAUAAUUCGUUUCAGUUGCUACAGGGAGUGCUGUUCCUUUCUUCAUUCAGCUUGUUAAAGAUUGACUCACUUGAGUCACUGAGUUUAAUGUGAAAAUAAACAUGUUUCAGUCGAAUUUGCUGUGAGGUUUUAUUUCUAUUUGUAAACAUAGUGGUUAUCUGUAAGAUUACACCUCAUGAUUCAAAAGCAGUUUUUGAUAAAACAUGGAUCCAGAUGUGUUUUAACUAAAUUCAAUGUAAAGUGGGCUUUGUUCUUUUGAAAAAUUUGUCUUUUUUCACAGAUGACUUAAGUUGAAAUAAAUUUGCAUUUUCUGAAA